AGACUGCUCACUUGGCGGGUUGAGUGCAAGAAAACAACUUGAGACUUGAGAGCACAACCGCCAUUUGAGUUCUUCAAACACUGCUGGUGAUUUCAUACAGGCAACCUCUCAGCUGAAAUGGCAAACAUUGCAGAUAUCCAAGUCAAGGAGCUGAACAAACGUGCGUCGGGUCACGCGUUUGAGCUCAUCCUGAGACCCACCUCUCCUGACGCAAAAGUGCCAUUUCCACAGUCCCCUGUCAAAAAGAAGGCGACAUCGUUGGAUGAGAUUAUGAAGAAGCUGGAGGCUGCUGAUGAGAGACGCAAGAACCAUGAGGCUGAAUUACUGAAAAACCUCGCGGAGAAACGAGAGCACGAGAAGGAAGUGAUCCAGAGAGCCAUAGACGAAUGCUGCAACUUUACCAAGAAUACACAGGAGAAGCUUACUCAGAAAAUGGUGGCUGCAGAAGAGAGGACACAAGGUAAGUUCAGAAACAACAUGAAUUGAUGGAGUAAUGCAAGCCACAAACACACAUUGCUACAUUAGUCAAAUACUGGACAAGUUAAACAAAAAUACAAUGUUGUCUUUUUGUGAGACCC
Messenger RNA from Phycodurus eques (leafy seadragon), 578 nucleotides. Its product is annotated as stathmin-like. Gene Ontology annotation, cellular component: cytoplasm; neuron projection. Gene Ontology annotation, biological process: neuron projection development; regulation of microtubule polymerization or depolymerization; microtubule depolymerization. NCBI's taxonomy places the organism in Eukaryota, Metazoa, Chordata, Actinopteri, Syngnathiformes, Syngnathidae. Bases 118 to 486 code for a protein of 122 amino acids. Gene Ontology annotation, molecular function: tubulin binding. The record is from RefSeq and is a predicted model, not a curated record. The transcript has 4 exons.